Molecule: messenger RNA, 366 nt
Organism: Nylanderia fulva
Lineage: Eukaryota; Metazoa; Arthropoda; Insecta; Hymenoptera; Formicidae
Source: RefSeq, a predicted model, not a curated record
GAGAGACGGAGAAAGAAAGAGAGAGGAAAACAGAGAGAGAGACGGAGAGAGAGAAACAGAGAGAGAGGACGGAGAAGAGACGGAAAAAGAGAGAUAGAGAGAGAGAGAGAGAAGAGAGAAAGAACGGAGAAAAAGAGAGAUAGGAGAGAGAGAGAGAGAGAGAGGAGGGGAGAGAGAGAGAGGGAAGAGAGAGAGAGAGAGAGAGAGAAGAGGAGAGGAGAAAGAGAGAGAGAGAGAGAGAGAGAGAGCAGAGAGAGAGAGAGAGAGAGAGAGAGAGAGAGAGAGAGAGAGAGAGAGAGAGGGGAAUUUCCUUUCCUGAAUGAAAGAUUUCUUGAAGAAUUAUUGAAGAACAGAAGACAGUUAUAA